CCUUGUCUCCCAUCGGGUGGAAUUUAUCCAAAAUUGUUACUACCCUAGGGAAUUCACACACACACACACACACACACAUACACACAAAAACCGGUACUUUUUGAAAGAAAGUCUACUUGACGCUGUUCAUCAUGGCGCAAUCUCCUGUGUCUGUAGUCUGCGUGGGCAUGGCAGGCUCCGGAAAGACGACUUUCAUGCAGCGAAUCAACUCAUACCUUCACUCGCAGAAGAAGAUCCCCUACGUUAUGAACUUGGACCCCGCCGUUUAUUCCGUACCAUUCGAGAGUAAUAUCGACAUCCGCGAUUCCAUCAAUUAUAAAGAGGUCAUGAAGCAGUACAAUCUCGGCCCCAACGGCGGUAUCCUGACGUCGUUGAACCUUUUCGCAACCAAGGUUGACCAAAUCAUCGCACUGCUAGAGAAACGCACCGCCCCGAACCCAAGCAGCCCGUCCGCCAAACCUAUCGAGCACAUCUUGGUCGACACACCCGGACAGAUCGAAGUUUUUGUAUGGAGUGCAUCGGGCAGUAUUCUACUCGAGACUCUGGCCUCCUCUUUCCCAACUGUGAUUGCAUACGUGAUUGAUACCCCACGUGCGAGCUCCACGAGUACUUUCAUGAGCAACAUGCUUUACGCUUGCAGUAUUCUCUAUAAGACUAAACUACCCAUGAUUCUUGUAUUCAACAAGACAGAUGUUCAGGAUGCCGAGUUUGCAAAGGAGUGGAUGACCGACUUCGACGCUUUCCAGCAGGCUUUGCGCGAGGAAGAGGAAUCGGGGGCCUUUGGAACAGAGGGUGGCGCUGGGGGCUUCGGCUCGGGGAGUGGAUACAUGGGCUCGCUUCUGAACAGCAUGAGUCUGAUGCUCGAAGAGUUCUACCGCCAUCUGAAUAUCGUGGGUGUCAGCUCAAUGACCGGAGAGGGCAUCGAGGAGUUCUUCCAAGCGGUCGAGGAGAAGCGCCAAGAGUUUGAGCGUGAUUACAAACCUGAACUAGAGCGCAAGAAGCAAGAGCGUGAGGAGACUCAGGCAGCCCAGCGGGAGCUGGAACUGGGUAAGUUGAUGAAGGAUAUGAACGUCUCUGGGUCCAAUAAGGGCAAGGCUGCCGACAACGAAGCAGAAACCGUUAGCGAAGCCGAGGAGGAGGAAGAGGAACUUGCUGCGGCAAAGAGGAGAGGAGACUACGAAGAGCCCGAAGAUGAUGAUGAUGAUGAUAGUGAUGACGAGUCAGGUGUUCCUCGAGCCGCUGAUAGUGAUGGGCUCUCCCAGCGGUAUCAGAAUGCCCUUGCUGAUGCUCAAGGACCGUCCGAUCAGGAUAACAGUUUUGCCAGAUACUUGCGAGCAAGUCAGAUCAAUCAAUGAUCUCCAAUUUUCUCACCUACCUACUCUUUUUCUUGAUUGAUUUUUCUGGGCUUUGGUCUAUUACACGGCGUCAGCCUUGACACCUCAAUGCUACAUUUCAGUUAUGCAUGAAUAAAUGAACUAGACACGAGAUAAAUAAUCGCAUCAAACGUGCUGUGCAAGAAAAUAAUCAACGGAAUAGAUCCUUUGAUUGUUGUGGUUAGAAAAGUGUGUAAUUUAUGCAAACAAGACAAAACCGGGGAUUUAUGAUGUCAGAAGCUGCGGUGGCUGCC
Molecule: messenger RNA, 1627 nt
Organism: Aspergillus alliaceus
Lineage: Eukaryota; Fungi; Ascomycota; Eurotiomycetes; Eurotiales; Aspergillaceae
Product: putative ATP binding protein
Exons: 2
Coding region: 132-1355 (407 amino acids)
Molecular function (GO): GTPase activity
Source: RefSeq, a predicted model, not a curated record